Messenger RNA from Ylistrum balloti, 2301 nucleotides. Its product is annotated as peroxidase-like protein. Gene Ontology annotation, molecular function: peroxidase activity; heme binding. Lineage: Eukaryota; Metazoa; Mollusca; Bivalvia; Pectinida; Pectinidae. The record is from RefSeq and is a predicted model, not a curated record. Bases 1 to 2301 code for a protein of 766 amino acids. The transcript has 12 exons. Gene Ontology annotation, biological process: response to oxidative stress.
AUGGCGUCCGUUAUCAGGAUGAGCUUCACUAGUCUCGUGGCAGUUGUCUCCCUUGUACAAUUCUGUGUAUCACUUCCACAAUCGGUCAGUUUCAAGAAUUCUGCUGUUUUAUCCGAUAUGAUAUCCCACUCCAUAAAAACUGCAGUGAAAGAGCUGGAGAUAAAGAAACACUUCGAGGAACAGCAUUUCCAUUCCGGAAAUGACCGGAGGUUAUCUGAAGGUCAUUUGUGGCACCACGCACGAUUCAUGUUUUCUGCAGAUAGAGGAAAAUUAUCGCAACUGAAUGACAAGGCCUACAUCAGUCUCCGAGCGACCAAGGAGCUACUCCGCAUAUCAAAAAUACCACUGGAAGUACUCCAGUCUGACCCGGAAGUAGUUACAAAAUGGCGGAAAUGUAUUGAGCCAUAUUGUAGCUGCCCACUGCCACGAUGUAAUCCCAAGGACUGCUAUCGGUCGGCGGAUGGGUCGUGUAACAACCUGGAUUAUCCCACAUGGGGAGCCUCGAUGAAACAACAGCUGCGGUACCUACCAGCAGCAUAUGACGAUGGAAUAAACAUGCCUCGAAUAUUCAGUGUGACUGGCAAACAUCUUCCCAGCGCUCGAGUGGUCAGCAAUGUGCUACACAGCACUGGCACCUGUCACUUUGACGAGAAAGGUCACUCCGUUAUGAUGAUGUCUUGGGGUCAGCUUAUCGACCAUGACUUUCAAGGGACCCCUAUGACUAAAGGUUUUAACAAUUCCGACAUUAUGUGUUGUUCCCUUGGAGAAGCUGCUGCAGACCAACGGGGUUCAUGUUUUCCGAUUAAGGUACCAAUGCCUGAUCCUCGAUUCAAAUCAAAAUGCAUGAACUUUGUAAGAUCUACAAUUGCACCGACGCAUUUCUGUGACAUGGGCGUGCGUAACCCCGUUAACCAACACUCAUCAUACAUUGACGGCUCCUUACUGUAUGGGUCCACACAGGAAGUCCAAAACAGACUGAGAGCCGGCCAUGGAGGCUUUCUUAAGAUGAGUGGCAAAGGUCUAUUGCCUCCAGCGGAUGGUUCGAAGUGUAUGAUUUCCAACCCAGGAGAAUACUGUUUUGACGCGGGUGAUGAUAGAAACUCGGUGGUUCCCACUCUUGGUAUGCUUCACACACUCUUUGUUCGAGAACAUAACCGUAUCUGUAAAAAACUUCAAUUCUAUAACCCUUAUUGGACAGACGAGAAGAUAUUCCAAGAAGCUAGAAAAAUCGUAUCCGCUAUUCUACAGCACAUUAACUACAAUGAAUAUUUACCUCAUAUUCUGGGUGAUGCACAUAUGAAGUCACACGGCCUGUACUCUGCACCGAAAGGUCAUCACACAGUGUAUAACCCGAAGAUCAAUCCCACAGCAUCAAACGUUUUCGGAGUUGCUGCUUUUCGGUUCGGACAUUCUCAGAUUCCGAAUCUUCAGGGUAUGAAAGAUCCACAUAGUCACGUGACAAAGACAGUUCCGGUUGAGUUCACCUUUAACAGACCCGCUAUGAUCUUUGAUGACCAUGGACUCGGAUUCGGAAGGGUUGCCUAUUGGCAACUUAACAACAAGCAGGCAAAUCAAGAUAGGUUUUUACAAGACGGAGUAAGAAAUAACCUAUUUUUGGAUAAAAGAGGAAAUAGUUUUGAUUUAGCGGCUCUUAAUAUUCAGAGAGGACGGGAUCAUGGUAUAGCCCCUUAUAACGCAUGGAGGAAAUGGUGCGGACUUAAACCCGCUUUUCACUUUGGUGUUGGACCAGGUGGACUUAUCAACCAUGAUCCAGAAUCAGCAUUGCUCCUGUCUAAAGUUUACAGGCACCCCGAUGAUAUUGACUUGUUUACUGGUGGCCUUUCAGAAAUUAAAGUUAAAGGGUCGCAAACAGGACCAACGUUCGCAUGCAUCAUUUCUAAACAGUUUCAGGCGUUUAAAAUCGGUGAUAGAUUCUGGUACGAAAAUGAUUUCCCUGCCAUCGGAUUCAAUAAAGGUCAGCUUAAUGAAAUAAAAGGUGUGACUUUGUCGAAACUUUUAUGUACAAACAUAGGCUUGCGACAAAUCCAACCAAACGCUUUCCUUGUACCUUCCUUUAAGAACCCUCUUGUCGGAUGUGAGUACCUACCACACAUUGACCUGAGUUAUUGGAUCGAGAGUGGCAAAAAGCAAUAUGAUUCCUACCCAGGAAUGGCUGUGAAUCGUCGCAUCGCACCAUACAACAUGGUGCCUUUCUGGACUUUCUCAUACCUACCGAAGAAUAAGGCGUUUCCAGCAAUGUACGACAACAUGAAAUUUAAUUUUAAUGGUGAUGUUUAUUAG